Molecule: messenger RNA, 5381 nt
Organism: Centropristis striata (black sea bass)
Lineage: Eukaryota; Metazoa; Chordata; Actinopteri; Perciformes; Serranidae
Exons: 15
Coding region: 485-2509 (674 amino acids)
Biological process (GO): positive regulation of actin filament polymerization; actin crosslink formation; actin filament bundle assembly
Cellular component (GO): nucleoplasm; cytosol
Molecular function (GO): cytoskeletal adaptor activity; protein binding
Source: RefSeq, a predicted model, not a curated record
CCAACGGCAGGGAGCUGCUGGUUGCACUGGGCGGGGGGUUUUGUCGGUGUUUUUUUUAUUUUUUUAUUCUGGCCGAUUUUUGCGGGCGUGAAGGCAUGUUGAUAAUCGGCUCAGUAAUGAGGAGAGGUACUGAACGGCACCAAAUAUCUGACCCCGAUUCCUGCGAGCAGAGAGAGGGAGAAAGAGUGUGAGAGAGAGGAGAGAGGGCCAUGUGAAAAAGGGGUGGAGGGGAGCUGAGAUUUAGUGCUCUGCUGGAUGAAACAACCCCCCACUAACUAACGGAGAGGGAAAGUAGCCUAAUAGGAAGAAAGGAGGGGGUGUUGUACUGUUCAUUUAACACUCAAAGACGCGCAGGAAGCUUUUAUCACUUCCCACAAUGAGAUCAGAAAAGGGGACUGCUGUCUGCUGUAAAGCCUAAAGUCCUGAACAACAGAAAUAAGCAACACAAACAUUCAUUGUGGCAGCACGUAACCGAGAGAAGAAAAUGUCUCGAACAGAAGAGGUCAACAAGAUGACAGAAAAUGUCUAUAAGGGGAUUCUGGACCAAUUCAACCCCAGUCUGAAGAACUUUGUGACCAUGGGCAAACACUAUGAGAAAGCCCUGACAGGAGUAACUGUGGCUGCCAAAGGCUACUUUGAUGCUCUGGUGAAACUGGGAGAGCUGGCGAGCGACAGCCAAGGCUCCAAAGAGCUGGGAGACACGCUGUUUCAGAUGGCCGAGGUCCACAGACAGAUCCAGGUGCAGCUGGAGGACGUGUUAAAGCUGUUUCACUCUGAGCUGCUCGCCCAGUUGGAGCAGAAGCUGGAACUGGAUAUCAAAUACCUCACAGCCACCCUAAAGAAGUAUCAGAGUGAGCGGAGGUCUAAAUCUGAGUCUAUCGAGCGCUGCCAGUCCCAGCUGAAGAAACUCCGCAGGAAGAGCCAGGGCAGCCGUCACCCGAACAAAUAUGGAGACAGAGAGAUGCAGUUUGUGGAGCUGAUGAGUCGCCGCCAAGGCGAACUGGACACGCUGGUCGCUAUGGGUUACAAGUCUGCGCUCACUGAAGAAAGGAGACGAUAUUGCUUCCUGGUGGACAGACAGUGUUGUGUCACCAAGCUGCUCAUCAACUACCACUCCAAGGUGAGAGAGCUUCUGUCACAGAAACUGUCAUGCUGGCAGCAGUCGUGUUCUCAGCCCACAAAACUCCCGGAGCGCGCCCUGAACCUGCUGCGUCACACUGCGCCUCAAGGCUCCGGGGCCUCUGGGAUAGCCGAGGCCCUCCGCCACACCAAGAUCGGCUCUGCUCAGCCAGAACAGAGGCUCUCUGUUCAGGAAGUCCCUCCUCUGUUGAAUGGAGACUCCAGCCGCUCCCAGCAGCAGCGCUCGCUCCCCUCCUCCUCCUCCCAGAGUGAAGCCGGUCCUCCUCAGGGCUCCCCGCAGACUUUCCGCUCUCUCUCCGGCGGAGGAGUUGCUGGAGGUUCAUCCCGGGGAGCGUCUCCUCAGCACACCAGCACGCCCCUCAGUGCGUCCGCCAGCCCUCUCCCUGACAGCAGCGCCAGCGGCGGCAGCGCCAGCCCCGUUGGGUCCACCCCCACCACGUCCAGCGGCUCGGCACCGCCAGGCUCUCUCCUCCUGGCCGCCAACACAUCCAACCUCUCCCCGAGCCUCAUCCCCUCCACCGUGAUGUCACUCAGCCAGAUCUCCCAGGCUGGCAGCUCCUUGCAUGGCAUGACCCUCCCCAUCCCCCACAGUGCUCCUCACAGUCCCCCGCUGCCCCACAGCGCUCCUCUCUCCAGGGCCAUGACUCCUGUGCAUUUACUGCACCAGCAGGUGGGACCAGGAGGGAGCAACACCUCCUCACCGUCUCAUAAUCCCUGGCUGCUGAAGACCGCCGACAUGUGUGGAACAGCAACACUCCCACUGCCGAAGAGGCCUGGCAGUGAAAUUAAGCUGGCCGGCUUUCAGGGCUCCAGUCUUCCCAGGAUGCUGCCUUUAACUGGACCUAGCCGUGUGGAAGCCAUGUUCGCUCACACUCCUGGAGCAUUGGAGGGCGGCGGCGGCAGUGGCAGCGGUGUAGUGGGCGGGGCUUGCUUACUGCACUUCCUGCCUGGUGACAACAUCACCCUGCUCAUCUCUGAGCCCAGAGACGGGUGGCACUACGGUCAAAAUGAACGAACUGGACGGAAAGGCUGGUUCCCUUUCUCCUACACUCAGUCACACCACAGUAAGAUGGAUCACCUCGAGAGCUCUCUCUUCUUAUCUAAGGCCAACAGCAACAGUACAGGCCAGCUCGACAAGCUGGUGUCUCCAGGUCUCCCAGCCCUCACCCCCGAAUCCGAGGAGGAGCACUCUCUUCCUCCCCAGAGGGUCAGCACCUUCCGCCCGCGCCCCUACAGCAUGGCCGACAGCAACAAGAUCACUGCAGAGUUGGUCUCUCCACCACCCUCCCCGACCAGGAUCAAUCCAUUUGCUCACGUCCGACUCAGAAGAACUGUGACCAACGAUCGCUCAGCUCCUAUCAUUGAGUAAGAGAUUUGUCUGCGGCAGCAGCAGCAGCUUCUCUGUGGUUUGUCAGACCUCAGGUUGAAUCCUGGAAACAUCUCUUUGGGUCACUUGGACUUUGGAUGUUCUUUUUCACAAAUUAAUUAAGCACAAAUUGUGUUUUAAUGUGCAGGAAUAGAACAUUUCUAAAUUAAAGUAUAAAAUGUUCUUGUGUAAAGGCUGGCCUGUUAUAAAAUCUGAUUACAGUCCAUUCAAUUUAGAGGUAGUUAAUUGGAAAAAAAUAGAAUAAAAAACACUGUAAUAUCAGACAUUUCUGUUUGAGUGAAACGUAACGUAAAAUCUAGGCUAGUUUUAAUGAAAGUAAGAUGUUUGGCUGUACUUAGCUUAGUGUUUGAGAUCAAACAUACUGUAUCGUCCAGAAUAACUAACAUUUUUACUUUUUUCCUGGCCUAUGAAAGAUGCCUCUUAUAUCUCUUACUGAUUUACAGUGCAAUUUUUUCUCGACAUAACCUUUUAAUGUAGGGUUUUUUUGUGCCAUAUUCAGAAAAAGUUUUCUUUGUCGGGCUGAUUUAGGGACUGGCUCCUAAUAGCAGGUUGUGACUUUGACUGUAAUGAAGUGUUACGGGAAGAGGACAGGCUCCUACACUAAAAGUGCUAUUACUAUUGUUUCUUAGUUUCAGUGAAGGGGAACUUUUAAAUUUAUUCAAAGUGUCUUUUCUAUUUUAAAAUGUGGUUGAGAAAGACUUGGCAUAUUUUAAUGAAAUUGGCACAGUGAGUUAUUUUCAUGUCAUUUUUACCUUAAAAUGGCCGAGCAUGGGCAGUGCUGUUUCAGUGUUUGAGUCAGUUAUUAUGAUGUUUUUGCCUUUUAACACAACAUUUUCUGCUGCUGUAAAGUCACAUAGUAGUAUUUUAUGAAUGUAGAUUUUCGGUUUAACUCCUGGACUCAUUGUGAAAACAAAUUCUACCUUAAAUUGAAAUAUACAAAUGAUGGAUCAAUCAGACUUUUUAGUUUUUGAGUGGAAUACUUAUUUAAAACAGAGUGAGUUCAAUAAAACACAGAAACAGAAAAGCUUAUGAGCUUCACAGACACAAACUGUGACGGUUAAUAGUUGAACGUUUGGACGAUGUUAUUACUGAAAGUGUUUUUUUUUUAAUAGAAAGUAGCAUGUUGUGGAGGGUUCAAAGUGUUAAGAACGAGAGAUUUGCGUGCUUAGUCUUUGGAUUUGAUGUCUUCUUGAUUCCUUUUCAGUCCCAAAUCUAAAGCUAGAAAACACCUAUACUAGUUGAUCGUAGUCUUACGUUUACCAAUCAGACUGAGCAGAAUCUUCAAGAGAGAUGUAAAAGCCGGGACAGACGACAGGAUCGAGUUUUAGUGGGGAAAUGUUUCUAGGAAAGUGAUGAAGAAAGCAAACAGGAAGUUGACCAACGUCUGAGCAAGUGUUUAUGGUAAACUAGAGAUAUCCAAAGUAAUAUUCUGUAGCUCUGUAGGAGAAAACUGUGGUGAAACUUUGUGUCAGUGCAAACUGAAAUGUUGUAACUGCCUUUCUGUGAUCUUUUAGCACCUUGAAGAGUCAAGAUAACGCCCGCAGGGGUCGUAGUAAAUAAUCUCUAACAGCAUGUAUAUUAGUAGUACGGCAUCAAUAAUAAAAGUGACAGAAAAAUCAUAGAGCUAAUGUUUAUUCAUGCCUGUAAAUAGUGCUUAAAACGUGUGAUUGUAAGACUUUUAUUUGACUUCUUUUUAUAAUGAUAUUUCACUUUGGUAGAACAUUUUGACUUUGUAGAAGAUGCAGAAGAAGUAAUCCUUGUUUAAACUUUCGUCUUCAACUCGAACAGGAAGUAAUAGUUAGAAAGUAAAAAUACAGAAUGAUUUCAACCAAUGUGAUGAAAUAAAUAAGAUCUUGGAAGUCCUUAUAAAGAGAAACUUCUUCUCAAUAAUGGCUUAGUAUAUUAAAAUAAUACACUUUUCUCAUACAAAUGGUUUAGUAUUUCAAAAUAAAACAUUUUUUCAAAAUAAUGCAUCUCAAAAUCAUCAGAAACUUUCUCAAAAUAAUGGCUUAGUAUCUUAAAAUAAUGACUUUGUAUCUUUUGAGAAUGUUUCUCAUUAUUUUUGAGAUAAAUAGUCAUCAUUUCAAGAAAGUUUCUCAUAAUAAUGACUGACAGGAUCUUGUUUUUUUUUUAAUUUUACUGGAGGAAAUGGGCUUCCAUGAGAUUUAAACUGAAAUAUUGAUUAGAAUAGACUUAAAUCUUUCACAGCCACAGUAACUAGUGGCUGUUAUAGUGGCCAGAAUGUGAUUUGUAGUUGAGUUAAAAAAAUAUCAUAAAUCAAUAAUUUUGCCCCUAAAGUGCAUAAAUGAAAUAUGUGCAACAUUAAGAGUGCAUAAAUGUAUACAGAGAAAUAAUGUAGUGUAUGUACAGCAUAUAAAUAUAUCUAAAGUGUGUAAUAUGUUGUAAGAAAUACAUGGGAAGUUUAUUAUAAACAUAAAUGGUAUAAAUAUGUAACAACAAAUUAUGCAUGGCGAAAUUAAUGUUCACAUCUACAGCCAGCCUGCAGGAUGCUGUGUACAAACGUAUAUGUAUAGAUAUACACACAAAAUAUAUGGGUUUUCUUAAGAUGUUAAUGAAUACAGUAAAAACAGGAACUCAUGCAAAGUCAAAAACUCUUCUUCCAAAGUGAAAUAUUGUUCAGAUAUUGCACACUGUUUCACACAGUUCCUCGGUUCUGUGUGAAACAUGAAACAGCGUAAACAGGCGCGUCAGUCUGUUCUCUGAAUUGCAUCGACAUGAAAUCCUGGUGACUGCAGAAGAUAUUAUAUUAUGAUGAUGAAUACUGCUGAGGAAGACAUUCUUUACAUGAAACAUUCAAUAUUGACGUGAUGUGAAAUAAAAGUUCUAUGAAGGA